Messenger RNA from Centropristis striata (black sea bass), 828 nucleotides. RefSeq names its product churchill domain containing 1 (gene churc1). The transcript is spliced from 4 exons. Gene Ontology annotation, molecular function: zinc ion binding. Bases 195 to 533 code for a protein of 112 amino acids. NCBI's taxonomy places the organism in Eukaryota, Metazoa, Chordata, Actinopteri, Perciformes, Serranidae. Gene Ontology annotation, biological process: multicellular organism development; positive regulation of DNA-templated transcription; fibroblast growth factor receptor signaling pathway. The record is from RefSeq and is a predicted model, not a curated record.
AAAACAACCGGAUGAGAGAGAUUUGGGUAUUUUUUGCAGCGAUGUCCGCGUAUGCAGAUGUUUUAUAGCUCUACUUAGCCGCAGGGACCAUCGUUUCGUGCGGAAGAGGAGUUUCUGCCAAAAAAAGGAAAAGAAAAGCUGGUUGUUGGAUGUUUGCAGCGUUUUAUCGAGUUAAAAAAUAAUUUCAAUUUAAAAUGUGUAACGGAUGUGUGCAAAAAGAGUACCCGGACCGGGGGAACACCUGUCUGGAGAACGGCUCUUACCUGAUGAACUAUGUGGGCUGCGCUAACUGCCAUCAGAGGGACUUUGUGCUGAUCAGCAAUAAAGCCACAGAGGAUGAAGAUGGAGAGGAGAUCGUCACAUAUGACCAUGUUUGCAAAAAUUGUGACCAUGUCAUUGCCAGACAUGAAUACACUUUCUCUGUUGUUGAUGAAUACCAGGAGUACACGAUGCUCUGCAUGCUGUGUGGAAAGGCAGAGGACUCCAUCAGUGUGUUACCAGAUGACCCCAGACAGGCUGCACCUCUCUUCUAGACCUCAAACCUUGAGGUCAUGAUUCACUUUUUAGACCGUGUGUCACCACCACGGACGUGUUGCUGGCUCCUGGUUUCGGGGCUUCAACCCUUUUUUUUUAAAAAGUCCUACAACCAACAUUUUUACGCACAUCUUCAAUUAUAUAAUCAGUAUUUUAAAUCCUUGUCUGUUUAUAGACUACUGUAUGCUGAGAUCAGUUGAGCAGGACAUAUAACUUUGUACUAUCAUUACAACAACAAAUAUUCUGUGUGAAUUGAUGAUGCACUGUAAAUAAACAUUUUUUACUACUACAUUU